CUUCCCAGGUACCAGAUGCGCCAGUGGCUUGGCCACAGGAUAGGCUAAAACAGCACAGAGGGGGAAAGAGAGAUCAGGCUAACAAUGUCAGAGCAACUUCCCCCUCUAGUUUCUCAUGAUUCCCUCCGCAUCAUCACGGCCGCAGCACAGGUGGGGGAGGUAUCUGAGGACGUCCUGUCCUUUCUGUCCGCUUCGGCCGAGUACCACCUCCUCGACGUGAUCAACGACGCCUCCAACUUUCGCGCUCGCGGAAAGAGGUCCCGCCUCACGGUCGAUGACGUUACCGCCUCCUUGGAACUCCGCGGCGCCGAGACAUCGCUCGUCUGCGCCGGAGGGGGAUCGAAAUCGAAGGACAGCGACGAUUCAGCAACCGCGGACGGCAAGGUUGACUUGCGGAAGGUGGCUAAUGCGACGCUCCCGGUAUGCCCGAUCGAGCCCGGCUUCCACAUGCACUGGCUCGCCGUAGACGGACAGCAGCCCCUUCUCCCUCAGAACCCGCUCCCUUCCUCCGGCAGAGGCAAGGGAAAGAGUGGAAAGAGGGGCCGGGGGAAGCAGGCCGGGGGCGGGGCGGGGGGCAGCGGCGGUGGGAGCUCCGCCGUGCGUGCACGCCUGAGCGAGGAGCUCACCACUUAUCUCCGCCGAUGUUGCGAUGCGAUCUUGUCGCGGGACGAGCCGAAACGCAGCCGUGCGCUGGCGAGCUUGAGGGAGGACCCGGGUCUGCAGCAACUCCUCCCGCAUUUGUGCACCUUUAUCCAAACAAAGGUGCCGGAGUACCUGAAGCGGCAGAAGGAGCCGGACCAGCUGGCGGCUUUGCUGCAGAUGCUCCAGUGUCUCCUCAACAACAAGAACUUCGCCUUCCUUGAGAUUUACCUCGAUCGGCUCUUGCCACCGUUGAUGAGCUGCCUGCUUCACAUAGACUUCGAGCGAGCAGGGCCCGAUAACGGGGGUGCCGCGAACAGUGAUUACUCUUCGUUUGGGGGUAUUGGAGUGCAUUCCGCGGCGCGCCCCAAGUGGACGCACUGGGACGUUCGGGACUACGCGGCCGAGCUUCUCCGAGCUAUCUGUGACAAGCAUGGGAACACCUACCCGACGCUUCAGGCACGAGCGAACGACAUGUUCGACACCCACGUCGCGAGGCCGAAGACCAGGCUCACCACUCUCUACGGAGCCAUCACAGGGGUGGCUUGUCUGGGCCGCAUGCCGGUGGAGCAGACCCUGGGGCCUAGGGUGGACAGCUUGGCGGACAAGAUCUCACAGUCCUGCCUGGCGGCAACGCUAAGGCGGGAUACGAAGGGCGUGGCUGAAGCCAACCAGUGCCGCGUUGCACUUCUGCGAGCGAUAGGGUGUGGGACGAUCGCGUGCACGGACGACUUGUUCGGCGAACCCGGCCUGAAUGCCGAGAGAACAGGCAGAGGGGGCGAGCCGAAGCAAGGCAGCAGUGGCGGCGGCAACCCUGCCGCGGGCGGCAGCGUUGGCGAGGGCGGAGCGAAGAACGGGACUAGUAACAGCAGCGCGAACGGUGCCGCGAGGGCUUCGCACGGCGUCCGCAGACGAGCGGACCGCCUGCGGAAACGCCUGGACAGGUCCUUGUACUCCCCUCUGAGGACCAAAUCGGCCGCCGCCGCCGCAGCAGCAGCAGCAGCAGCAGCAGCAGGCGCUGCAGCAGCAGCAGCAGCAGCAGCAGGCGGUGCUGCCGGCACUGCAGCAGACACGGGCAAGGCUGGCAGCAGCGGCGGCGUGGCGGAACACAACGGCGGCGGGAGCGUUGCCGCCGCCGACUUGGACGAAGUGAUCUUCCCGUGGUAUGUCGUGGGGCUGAGGAGAGACGGCGCCCCGCAGAGCUGGUGGCUGACGAACAAGCUCAGCACGUUCGUUUGAUGGGCGACCGAGUGACGCUGAUGCGCGUCCCUGGGACCCGUUUAGCGCGUGAGGGCUGGUGUCAUGUCUCGGAGAGGCGCCGUGUCCUCGACGGGUGUGUCGGCUCCGACAACUCUCGCCGAUGCCAGGCAGCGAUUGAGCAAUACCCCUGGAGCAGACUGGAACGGCGUAGAUCUUCGCGAAGGGCUUCUGCGCUCUGGAACGGUGGAUGGUGUUGUGCUAUUCGCGGCGGGGGUGGUUCCGCGUGUUCCUCGACGACGUGUGGUGAAUUUUAGUUCCCGAUGUGCAUAGAUAGUUGAGUCUUUGAUAGGAACGGUUGUCGCAGUUCUUCUGUUGGGGGAACGCGUACAAGUAGGGGCUUCGUUCACUCUGGGUGCUGUUUGUACGAUCUGCCAGAUCUACUUUCUUUGGCGUAGGUGCGCUUGCCUUGGCAUGGUUUGGCUAUUUGGCUAUUUACUCCGAGCUCUCUCGCGUUUCGUCCACACCCGAUAGUGUGACACGAAGACGUCUCGUACAAGCGUAAGUUCGCGUUUUGAUUCAACAUGGCUAGCGAGUGGAGGGGCAGUAGGUUCCAUAGUUUAACUGGAAGGUUCUUGGUCAAAGUGAUCCAAUAGAACUUUCUUGAAAGGCAACGAUUGAAAGACGUUGUGGGACGACUGUUUCCUUCUUUACCGUAAGGCUGUCUGCACAAACAUGAGCUGCAUUGAGAUGUCUAUAGAGUCGGGAGAUUUCAACAUCACAACGCGAGAACGAGUCGCCCACGGAGCUGUCGCAUGUCAGUGCUCACGGAAAGAUGUGACGAACGCGAAUCCACGGGUCCACCGUCCCACGCGCCGUUUUUUAACACCAGCAGCUAGUGUUUGAAGUUGUUUUCCCCGACUGAUUUCGAAAUUCCUACGCCUACGGAAGGCAAAAGGGGUAAAAGUACUUCAAGCGCUUGAGUAGAUAGUCUACGUGCACAAAGAACGAUGUCGAAGACUUCUUUCGUGCGGCCAGGGGUGUGUCUGCGAGUAGGGUGCAAGCCCAAGGAGAUGUUUUUUCUUCUCUACUACACCUGGAGGCGCGUUUGUAGUAUCGGUCUGAAACGACAUGGUUUCCUUUUUGUGUGAGGUAAUAUUGGGCAGAGUUUGGGGUGCACCCGACCAUGCCUGUGGCAGGUAGUCUAGGUGCCGAACUGGAUUUUUUUCCCUCACGACAGUAUCUUCCUCGAACUUUGACUUGCUCGUUUCGGUGGUGACGAUUGGCACGAAUGGGGCACGUGCCCGGGCCAUCCCAACAACUGCCUUUUUUCCGAUUAUAAAGCUGGUAUGAAUCCCGGGCAGUGGCAUGCGUACGUGGAUAUAUAGCUAUAUUCGUCAGCAAAUUCACCUGCCCACAAAGGCAGAUGCUCUUCGACACUGUAUCCAAAUGUAUCCUGAAACACUGAAGUAACAUAAUGACACGACGAGGGCGCGCGAGGGCGCGCGUCGUUCGGCUAUUAAAUUUGCUACGGGAAGGGCAGAGCCGGUGGGUUCAUAUCUAAACAACGGCGGUGAUACUCUAGGUGUUUCCUCUGUAUCCGCACAUGCGUACGGUGUCCGUAUCCGGUGCAUUUGAUUUGCAUGAUGUUGUUUGUUGUUUUUCUCCCAUCAUUGGACUCUAUCGCCUGCCCGUCUGGCCCCUAUUUUCCACUUCUACCAGCUAGACGACCCAACCGGGGUCACAUGAGAGGGGGGGGCGGACCCCCUCCUGUGGUUCCUGCCUGAGAUAUUUUUUCGCGAGAAGGGUACAGCAUUCCCUUCCCUCGCGACUUAUGAAGUCGAUCAAGUUUACUAACAACGAGCUUUGCAGCGCUAUGAUUGUUUGAUUUGGUACAUUCCGCCGCGUACCGGGGUAUGUGGUUUCGUUAUUUUCGGUUUGUGAGGCCCCCAUGCCUCCAAACUUGACCAACCUGACCACGCCGCCCACACACCUGACCUCGGACAACCGACGCGGAAAAUCUCGAAUGGAAGGUACGCGUUUCUACCUCGCUACCGCGUUGUCUAUUUUGGUCCCGAGUGCUGGUCGAAUGCGUAAUACGUCUCUUACACGUUGGAUAUACGUAAGCACGCGCCCGUACGACAGCGGCCCGGCUCCCCGUGGCCAACUUGAACUCACAACAUAUAACCCCGACCGACUCUAUUUAUCCGCUCGGUAUAUCCUUACCCGCUCUGGCAACAUUGCAUAUGGGCAACAGCGGCGGCACUAGAUGGACAACAGUAGUCCUGCGCCGGAAUUUUUUUCGCGUUUCCAAGUUUGCGCUCCAGCGUCACCGGCUACACUUCUGCUCUCCCCUGUUUUCCAAACUUUCGCUUGUUACGUCAUGUGUCACGUGGACCCGCAGACAUGUCUGGCACUUCCCCGCCAACACCUUUGGCUUCAGCGGCACCUUCGCUACGAGACUACCCGGCCGCUGACCCAUCUACGCGUGUGACCGCUGAUUCAUCCGGAGGCUUGGUGAUUCCGGAGGACAAAGUGGUGGUGUGGGAUGACACGAUGAAGCAAACGGUGGUGAAGAACCGCGACGAAGUCAAACUCACGGUGCGAUUAUUUUGUGGUGUUCUUGGAAAGGUUGCAGGGCUAAUUUCUGAUCAUUCUGUCGCCUCCGCGGGUGCAGGGUCUGUAUACAGCAGUUGAGUGUUGGAUCCGCGAAUGAGCGACGCUUCUCAACCCUAUGCAUGAUACGAUCUUAGUUUUCGUGAACGACCUUGCGCUGGAUUCCGUAACGAUUUCACCUUGCUUGAAGCGAACACAUUCCUCGAACCGUUCCUAGGAACGUUCUCAGGAAAGUCCCAACGUGAGAUUGGACGGUUCCGGGGACGGUUCCAGCGUAAUAGUUGACUUCUCGUAGCACGGUUUUUCCGGAGCGGUUCUUAUGAGUUUCGUCGGUUGGCUGCUGCUGCCAACCCCGCUACACCGGAGCUUCCUCUGUGUUCCUACACAAAAAAUGUGACAAGUGUUCUCCUGUCUGUUGGUGGCCAACAACCCCUACCCUUCGUACUCUGUGCAUUCUCUGUCUAGCCUUUGUGAUGAUACGACGGGUAUUUGAUGCAUCAACGCUUGGCAGAAACAAUGCCACCGUUCACCUUCUAAGUGGAUGAGUGUCCCAGUAGGUUCCAAGAAAACAAUUACGCCUGACCGCCACUCGCACCAACAUAGCCCUGACCCGUGUCGUGAAGGUUGUUGGAGGAAAAACAUUUUUUUUGCGGUGAACGUGUUGUGCAUUAUUUUCGGAUUUGGAUGCAAUUUCGCAGACCCUUGGCACCGGAAGUUGGCGCCGAUGCUAGCUGGUGGGAGGCUUGUUUGUGGACGUUUUGGGAAUGCUUCUUCCGUGACCAACUUCCGUGAGAUGCCAUGAAUCUCGGUGGAAGGCUUCCCUAGAGCUCAAAUGGAACUUCCACAACUUGCAUAAACCACACAAUCGAAGCUUGUAUCGUAGUAGAAACACUAGUGGAGCGGAAUAACGAACCCUAUGCCUGUCGCAAAAAUAAAGCCUUCCGUAAUGCUGUCUGGUAUGUCUGUGGUGAAGACCGGUGAAGAAGUAUGGAGGUAAGAUGUGCACCCUCAAAAUGGACGUGUACCGAUUUUAUGGAAGGGACGCGGCGUGUACGGUCGACAGUCUGAAGACAAUCGGUGGCACCACGACAAAAGCGCGGCGCGAACAGCUCCUUCUUUGCGAUCGGCGCACAACGCGGAUGCUAUAAAACUUGCAUCUUGGUUGGAAAACUGUAUACCGUGCGCGGCUCCGGCGGGCGGGUUAGGAUUUUUUUUUGGCUUCCACGGGGUGUAUGGUAGGUGUUAUGAAUUGCAUGACAGACGAAUGUGUUGAUGCGUUGCCUUCUCGUGGCCCACUACCACCGUAGGUGACAUAAAAUAGCACACCCCCUGGACCGAUUUCCAACGCUCGAUUUCUCCCAAGCAGAAUAUUGGUGGUGCCGAAGGUGGGCGGCGUUGGAACCGUCUUGUCAAGGGCGUUCCGAAUUCGUACCGUUUCACCUAUGCAUGCUCUUCGUCGUGGAGUGUCGAGAUUUGAAAAUCUGUCCAGGGAGCGUGAUGUCUCCCGUCGUGCCACCAAUAUUCCCACCACCUCGGCAACGAUAUCGUUCAAGGGCUGCCGGACUCGACUCAACGUGGCCAGGGGUAUCCUUUCUCCGCUCAACCACAAGCUUUGCUCCACACCCGACUGAAGGGCAUAGUCUACAGAAUUCCGCGCUUGAAAGCUUUGAAUUAUUGCCGUCCGCGGACAGUGAAUAACAUGUUCACGACCACCCCUUGCUUUCCUUCCCCUCUGUGUCGGGAUACGUCCGAUUUUUCCGGCAGACGUGGAAAUCUCGGAUC
Ectocarpus sp. CCAP 1310/34 is the source of this 6234-nucleotide messenger RNA. NCBI's taxonomy places the organism in Eukaryota, Phaeophyceae, Ectocarpales, Ectocarpaceae. The record is from the annotation of a GenBank genome assembly.